UUAAGUUGAAACAUAGAAAAACAUAGAAAAAAGCCAACGGCCAGCGAAGGGUUAAAGUUGUAUACGGUAAAUAGCGAAACUUGAAGCUCAGUGUUGCGGGCAGCGAUCAGUGUGCAAUAUGGCCGAUCACAAAUUAGCAACAAUAAUAAAGGGCAAGAAAACAUGCGAUAUAAGCUAAAGCCAACGACCAGUCAAGGGUUAAACUUGCAAACGGUAAAUCGCGAAAGUUGAAGCUCAGUUUUGCGGGCAGCAAUCAGUGUGAAAGAUGGCCGCUAAGCAGCAGCAACAACAAGAACAAGAACACCAACCAAAUGCCACUAUGGCAAGCAGUUCACGACCAGGACGUCGUCCACUGCCAAUGCCACCGGACGAUUUGAUACGCAACACCAUAGCACGAAGUUUGACGCAGAUUGUGGUGAAUAUGCAAAAUGUGGAAAUGAAGCAAAAGUGUCGCGAGCUUUUGCAGGUGGAGGACUUGACGCAGGGGGCGCACGUUAGAAUUCUGGCGGCGCUGGAGCAGAUCGACGAGCAGCGCGAACGAAAAGCCAACGAGGACAAGCAUCGUAGGUCCAAAAAACACAAUUGA
This is a messenger RNA of Drosophila hydei, 586 nucleotides long. RefSeq lists its product as uncharacterized. Lineage: Eukaryota; Metazoa; Arthropoda; Insecta; Diptera; Drosophilidae. Bases 266 to 586 code for a protein of 106 amino acids. The transcript has a single exon. The record is from RefSeq and is a predicted model, not a curated record.